AUGGCUGCUAUUCAGUCCACAAAGCCAAAGUCGGCUCCCAAGGCCAACACAGCAACCAAGACUAAGACUCAGCUCCACCGCCGCUCGAGAACAGGAUGCUAUACCUGCCGACUAAGACGCAAGAAGUGCGACGAGGGCACUCUCAAAUGCUCUGCCUGCAAACACCUCGGACUAGAAUGCGAGUACAGGAGGCCGUCUUGGUGGAGCAAUAACGAUGCCCGCAAGCAGCGCAAGGACGAGAUCAAGACCAUCAUCAAGCGCAAGAAGCUUUCCGGAAAGUCCACACACACCAUCCAGACCACGGUAACAACCCCGCCAGGCCUCUCGCACUCUCUACCCACAUCGGCCACUCUUUCGGACCCGCUAGAACGGGGCCGAUCGGGGUCCAUCGACUCCCACUUCUCGUCGGCCUUCAACUUCAACAGCCCACCCACAGAGUUUGAUGCCUUUGGCUCUGCACAAGUCCAUCCUGGUUUCAUGUUUGAUGCGCCCUACUACCCUUACCCCUACGCGAUUGAUGUCAAGACGGAAAGGCAAAUGUUCGUCAACGACGUGCCCACCCUCAAGGAGUCGACCAUUUCGACUUUCAACACAAUUCACACCCCUCCGCCCCCAGGCACUGUUCUGCCGUCUGGCGAGUGGGCCGAGCAGGUGGUGAUUGAGCUUGAUGAGACGGAUCAGAGACUCCUGGACCACUUCAUCCAGGCCGUGCUUCCCACAAUCUUCCCCAUCCUUGACAGCAACCAGCAUGGCUCCGUUGGCUCUGAUCUCGUGCUACCCGCGCUCCAGACCAACAGGUCUUAUCUUCAUUGCUGCCUCGGCAUCGCUGCCCAGCACCUCAAGGCGACCUCGGUGACCUCGGAUGAUAUCGAUCAAGAUAUCAUGAGGCAUCGCUAUGCCACCAUCUCUACUCUUUGCGAAGCGCUCAGCCAGGACGAGAACCACCAGGAGAUCCUUGAGGCCACUUUGGGUCUCAUCUUCUUCCAGUCCAUCGUCGGUCGCCUCGAUGACGGGCUUCCCGAUAUUCCCUGGCACCAGCACUUCCAGGCAGCGGUUAGCCUCGUGCAGAAGCUUGACCUGCCCCGCCUGGUAGCGGAUCCUACUCAGGCCAUUUCCCAAACGCCCUUCAACAUGACGCUCACCUCGUGGAUCGACAUCAUCGGUGCCGCGAUGCAGGGCACAGCCCCCAUGUUUGCGCACACGUACCGCGAGAAGCAUCUCUCCGGGAACCCCAGCCUCGGACUUCGCGAGCUCAUGGGCUGUGACGACAAGGUCAUGUAUCUCAUCUCAGAGAUUGCCUGUCUCGAGGCUCUCAAGCGUGACGGCAUGGACGACAUGAUCUUGUGCCAGCACGUGCAUGCCCUUGGGGACCAGAUUGGCUUGACCGAGAUUGGCGAGUGCGGACCCAAGAUCCCCUUCAAUGCCAAUGGCACACUCUCUCCCAAGCAGCUCUCCAAGAACAUGACGGCGGCCUUUAGGCUUGCCGCGCGCAUCUACCUCUGCAGCCUGGUCCCCGGCUUCAACCCUGCCCAGAGCUCCUGCAUGGGGCUUGUGGAUAAACUCACAACCAUCCUCCAGUUUAUCCCAUCGGGUCCUCAUGGGUUCGACCGCAGCCUUGUUUGGGUAUAUCUCAUCGGUGGCUCGGUCAGUCUUCCUGGAAGCAACUUCAGGAUGUUCCUCGAGGAGCGCCUAGCACUUCUCGGAGACGUAGGCAACUUUGGAGCCAUGGGCCGCGUCGCCACUCUUCUCCAGGAGACAUGGAUGCAGACUGAGGCUCAGGCCAAGAUUGGCACUCCCACCUCGGAAGGUGGCGAGACGAUGCCCUACAUUCACUGGCGAGACGUCAUGCAGAUGAAAGGCUGGGACUUCCUCCUCCUGUAA
Molecule: messenger RNA, 1881 nt
Organism: Parascedosporium putredinis
Lineage: Eukaryota; Fungi; Ascomycota; Sordariomycetes; Microascales; Microascaceae
Source: the annotation of a GenBank genome assembly